AUGAGGACAGCCUGGCUAUGGCUGCUGGGAACUGGGAUCCUGGCCUCUAUCCAUUGCCAGCCCUUUCCUGCCCAUGGAGACAAGAGUCUAGGGGUGCCUCAAAUCCCCAGCCACCAGCUCUCAGAGCCAGCCCCUGCCUACCACAAAGUCACAUCCACCAUUACCAGCUUUGCUUUGCAUCUGUAUAAGCAGCUGGCAGCAGGUGUCCCAGGGAACAUCCUCUUCUCCCCGGUCAGCCUCUCUAGCACCCUGGCCCUGCUCUCUCUUGGGGCCCAAGCUGACACCCCAGCUCGGAUCCUGGAGGGCCUGGGCUUCAACCUCACAGAGACCCCAGCAGCUGACAUCCACAGGGGCUUCCAGAGCCUCCUGCGUGCCCUUGACCUGCCAAGUCCCAAGCUGGAACUAAAAAUAAGAAACUCCUUAUUUCUAGACAAGCAGCUAAAGCCUCAGCAGCACUUUUUGGACCGUGUCAAGGAGCUGUAUGGAGCCUUUGCUUUUUCCGCCAACUUCACAAAUUCUGCCACCACUGGACAGAUCAAUGACUAUGUGAAGAAGCAGACAUACGGGCAGAUCAUCGACUGCCUCCAGGAGUUCAGCCAAGACACACUCAUGGUUCUCCUCAACUACAUCUUCUUCAAAGCCAAGUGGAAGCAUCCUUUCGAUCGCUACCAGACUCGAAAACAGGACAGCUUCUUCUUGAAUGAGAGGACCUCCAUCCGUGUCCCCAUGAUGCAACAAAGGGAAAUGCACAGAUUCCUCUAUGACCAGGAGGUGGCGUGCACCGUCCUCCAGAUAGAGUACAGUGGCACUGCCCUGUUGGUGCUGGUCCUCCCCGACCCGGGCAAAAUGCAGCAGGUAGAGGCUGCUCUGCAGCCAGAGACCCUAAGAAAGUGGGGCCAACGUUUCCUGCCCAGUCUGUUGGACCUGCACUUGCCAAGGUUUUCAAUUUCUGGAACAUAUAACCUGGAAGAGAUCCUUCCCCAAAUUGGUCUCACAAACAUAUUUGAUAUGGAAGCUGACAUAUCAGGAAUCACAGGGCAGCCCAACAAGACCAUCUCCCGGGUGUCACACAAGGCAGUGGUGGACAUAAAUGAGAAGGGAACUGAGGCAGGGGCUACCUCUGGCCUCCUCUCUCAGCCCCCACCCCUGAACAUGACAUCGGUCCCUUUUGCCCAGUUCAACAGGCCUUUUCUGCUACUUCUCUGGGAGGUGACCACCCAGAGUCUGCUCUUCCUGGGAAAAGUGGUCAAUCCUGCUGCGGGGUGA
Castor canadensis (American beaver) is the source of this 1266-nucleotide messenger RNA. It is a transcript of the gene Serpina11, whose product is annotated as serpin family A member 11. Gene Ontology annotation, molecular function: serine-type endopeptidase inhibitor activity. Lineage: Eukaryota; Metazoa; Chordata; Mammalia; Rodentia; Castoridae. The record is from RefSeq and is a predicted model, not a curated record.